This is a messenger RNA of Linnemannia hyalina, 1029 nucleotides long. The record is from the annotation of a GenBank genome assembly. Lineage: Eukaryota; Fungi; Mortierellomycota; Mortierellomycetes; Mortierellales; Mortierellaceae.
AUGACUGAAAAAGUUGCUCUUAUCGGAUCCGGAAACUGGGGAUCAGCAGUUGCCAAGAUCGUUGGCGGCAACGUGCAGAAGUUUGAUCAUUUCCAGAACGAGGUCAAGAUGUGGGUCUUUGAGGAGCAAGUCGAUGGUCAGAACUUGACUGAAAUUAUCAACACCAAGCACGAGAACGUCAAAUAUCUGCCAGGAAUCAAGUUACCAGAGAACAUUGUUGCCUGUCCUGAUCUGAUCAAGACGUGCGAGGAUGCGACCAUGCUGGUCUUUGUCGUUCCCCAUCAGUUUGUGGCAAGCGUCUGCAAGCAGUUGAAGGGUAAGAUCUCGCCCAAGUGCAAGGCCAUCUCACUUAUCAAAGGAGUCGAUGUUGAAGAGAACGAUAACGGCUUCCGAUUGAUUACCGACAUGAUCCAGGACUCUUUGGGAAUCCGGGCCUGUAUGCUCAGUGGAGCCAACAUUGCCACUGAGGUUGCGGAGGAGAGAUUCUGCGAGACCACGAUUGGAUAUAGAAACAGGGAGGACGGCGAGCUCUUCGAGGCGAUCUUUCACACCCCUACCUUCCGUGUCAACAUUGUCGAGGAUGUCGUCGGAGUUGAGCUCUGUGGUGCCCUCAAGAACAUUAUCGCCAUCGGCGGUGGUCUCGUCGACGGUCUCAAGCUUGGAGAUAACACAAAGGCAGCAAUUAUCCGCAUUGGUCUUUACGAGAUGCGCAAGUUUGCAAAGAUGUUCUACGCAGAUGUCAAGGACGAGACCUUUUUCGAGUCGUGCGGGGUGGCAGAUCUUGUCACAACGUGUGCUGGAGGUCGUAACCGCAAGGUAGCCGAGGCCCAUGUGACGACGGGCAAGUCGUUCGACCAGCUGGAGAAGGAGAUGCUUGGAGGACAAAAGUUACAGGGCACCUCGACCGCCAAGGAUAUGUACGGCAUCCUGUCCAAGAAGGGUCUCUGCAAGGAGUUCCCUCUCAUGACGACCAUCUACCGGAUCUGCUAUGAGGACUUGCCUCCCAUCAGAAUUGUCGAGGACAUCUGA